GUUUUCCGAUAAUUGUUAAUUUUGAAAUUAUAUUCAACAUAAACGAACAAAAUAAUAUAAUUAAAAAUAUUAGUUGUUUGUUUUUUAUUAAUUAUCUUUAAAGUUAUGAAUUCGCUAUAAUAAACAAAAGAAUAUAAUAAUUUUAUUCUAAACUGCAAAAUGAAUAAUAUUAAAAAAACCAUUUCAUAUCAUGACUUCUCUAGUUAGUAUAAAAUUUACUUUAAUAUUUAAUACAAGUUUUUAGUAAGUGGAAUUUUUCUUUUAGACAAUGUUAAAAAACUGGAUGCUCCAUUUGACAUUUACAAAUUUGACUGUCAGAGUAUGAUACCAAUUAAUGAAGCAUUUAAGUUACGUGAGGUUUUAUUGACAAUGCCUUUUAAAAAGCGAACUUGUGAUCUGUAUUCGUUUAGCCAAUCAUCAGACUUUUACCGUAUCUCAAAUAAGAAUAAACCAAUAGAAGUGCAACAAUUGUUAGAAGUCCUUGUACAAAUUAAACAAAAAAUAUCUACUUAUUUAGGUCAAAAAUUUAACAAUUCUAUAAGUGUAUCUUGUUCUAAAUAUGAUAUUGGAGGUAAAUAUAUUCUAUAUUGUUUGUAAUAUAAAUACCCUAAUAACAAUGUUAUAAUUUUUCAGAUUAUUUACUUUGUCAUGAUGACCGGGUUGAUGAUAGACGUGUAGCAUUUAUUUAUUAUUUAAAUUAUGAUUGGCUCAGUGAAUGGGGUGGUUCUUUAGAUAUUUAUUCAGUUGAUAAACAUUAUAAUGCUAAUUCAAUUUUACAAAAUAUUGUACCAGAGUUCAAUGCUUUCCUAUUUUUCCCAGUUGGAAAUUUCACUUACCAUCAAGUAUGUAAUUUGUUUUAACAUUUUGUUAGUAUCAUAUUUAAAUUAACUUUUGGCAUUUUAGGUCUCUGAAAAUAUCUCAAAAUUUCCACGCAUUACUAUUAAUGGUUGGUUCCACUGUGAUAAUUUUGCUUGGUCGAAACAUAUACAAAAUAAAGAGUUAACAAUGUCAUUAAAACAUAUCUUUUUACCAAUUAAAGUACCAAAAAAGGUAAAUUUUUAUCUAUAAAAUAAAAAUUAAGGUCAUUUAUCUAACAUUUUACCCAUAAUCAUUGAUCACUUGCGCGCGGUAAACAUUUACCUCAGUCAUACUUAACAUGCAUGUAUGCAAAGUUGUUAUCAUGCUUCUAUUAUUCAAUACCUUCUUAUAACAUAAAUGACUAUAAAUAAAUAAAUGUAUAAAUAGAAUCGUUUCCAUAAUAUUCAAAAAAAAGGUAACAAUUUUAUGUGCAUAUUAAAUAUGAUUACUACAUUUUUGACCCGUGGAAGUGGUCGCAGGUAAAAUAUAUCUAUACAUUUUAAUAAAAAAUUAUUAAAUUAUAAAAAAUGAUACAAUUAUUAUAAAUAUUCAUUAUUUUCAGGAUACACAUUUCACAAAAAGGUCCAUUGAAAAAACAUAUUUUGAACGAAAUUUCAGAAAAUAUAUAAAAGAAGGAUUCAACACUGAUGGAUACGGUGUAUGUGGCCAGUUUUUUAACUCAGUUGCACUUGAUGGUUUAUCUAGUGCAUUAUUUUCAAAUAACUUAAAGUGGGAAAUCAAAGGCCCAUUAAAUAAAAUGUAAUAUUCACCUAGUUUUUAUAUGAUCAAUUUUUAUUUUUAAAAAAUAUUUUAUUUUUAUUCAUUUAGGCAUUACAAGGUUUUAAAUAUGAACAAUUUACCGGAGGUUAUUUUUAAUCUUGUUAACAUGUUAAGAACUGAGCACAUGAUUCAAUUUUUUAAGGACUGUACUGGUCUGGAUUUUAUUGGUGGUAAGUAAAAAUAGUUCUAAAAUAUUAAAUAAAAAGUGCAAGUGUAAAAUUUUUCAAUUGAGCUGUUUUAGAAAUAAUUCUAUAGUCAAAUACCUAUUAUGUAAACAAUUUUAAAUUGCAAAUAUCAUCUACUGUGUAUAAUUUAGGUGUUUUAUUGUCCUUUGAUUUCACAUACCAAUGCCCGUAUUAACACUAUCUAGCAAAGUUGUAUCGUCCAUUAGCUUGAUAAACUAAAACUGUUCCGAAUUUAGAAACAUUAAUUGUCUUAAAGUAUUAUAUUGCUCUCUUGUCAGAUCCGUAUUAGAAUUUGUGUCAAUAGUUUGAAAUCCUAAAAAAAAUUAUCUAAAUGACAAACUUGAAAAAAUCCAAUAGCGUUUUUUUUAGGAUAUGGCAUAUAAAUAAGUUUGAAUUGAUGUCCCUCUAGAUAUUUCGACUGUAGAAUUUGGUCUAGAAUGACUAGCCUCUAGACGAUUAUAUAAUGCCAUAGCUUUAGUCCGUAAAUUAAUAAAUGGUAAACUUUAUUAUAAAAUAAUGAUUAAUGAUUAAUAAUAAUAAUAAUAAUUAAACCUACAUGUAUUUAUUUUAUAUUAUAUAUUUGUUUCUUUUUUUUCUUCUCUGUUUAAACAUGUAAUAUUUAGAUCCACUCGGUAUAAUCUCUUGUAAAACCAUAAUAACUAUAACUGUACUCUUUGGGAUCUUUAAACUUUAAAUAAACAUAUAUACAGUGAAACCUCUGAAUAGAAGAUAUUCUCAUUUGCUGAAAUUUUGUCUGUUAUUCUGAGGUGGUAAAUUUUUGAAAUUCAUUAAAAGUAACUCAUACUACUUUUACAUUUCCUUAAUUUUGUUAAUUUACUCAUCAUCAUUUCCAAUUUCAACCCACGUUUUAUAAGUGUCUUCUUUAUUAGACAUAAUACCUGCGAACUGUGUUUUACCAACAUGAAACUUUUCUGCUAAUUACACAUUGUUCUGAUGGAAAUAAAGACAUUGAUAUUGUCUUCAUAAUGGUCAUUAUUCGCUGUAAUCUUAUCUUUUCAUCCCAUAAAGACUUAAAUGAAUAAGUUCAUUAUUGUUAUAUUAGUAAGAGCACGUUUUUCUGUCAUCGAUUUGUCAUUACUUUUAAAUUAAGAUUAAAUAGGUAUCUGCUGUUCAGAGUUUUUCCCAUUGAAAAGUAAUAAAAAUGUCCUCAUUUCCAAAAAAAUUGUCUGCUAUUGGAAGGUGUCCGUUAAGGAAGUUUUCACUGUAUUCUAUGUAAUAUUUGCGUUGUUUACAUGGCUUUACAUCAUUGCAAAACCAAUAUAUUCCUCACUCCGUUCAGAAUCUUAAAGUAACUUAAAAAUAUUAAACAGAAUAAAAGUUAUUGCAAUUGUAAGAUUUCUAUAAGUACGCUCUGUAUAUACAUUACCCAAUGAUAACUUUAUUGAAACCAGUUGUUUUAUUAAAAUAAUAACAAUACUCGAGGCUUUCAUUAAUUAUUUUGUUUCAUAAAUUGAAAUAUAAAAUUUAUAUGCUUUGUAUUUAUUGUUUUAGUGAACGUCGAAGUGCAAAGAUGGCACGGUGGACAUUAUAUGGUUUCUGGUGGAAAUGACGGCUAUAAGAACAUGCAUGUAUUUCGUGUUUAUAUAUUUUUUAGUCAUUGUAUUGGUACAAUGAACACUGAUGGUGAAGACGAUCUGUACUAUGUGUUUGAAGAACAUAAUGCAUUUUAUCCGGUAAAUUUAAUAUUAUAUCAAUUUUUAGAUUAAGAACCUUAAAUGUCUUAAUAUAAAUUUGUGUUUACUUUUUUAUUUUUAUAGAAAUUUAAAUGUACACCACAGAACAAUACUAUGCUAUUGGUAAAUCGUUUUUCAAACAUGGAAGUUUAUACUAAAUACUGUAGGAAAAUUGACGGUCACUCUUGGACUGUUGUAGUAGCUAAUUAUAUGAUUAAAGAUAUGUUUAACUGUAAAAUAAAACUUGAAAAGAUGCAUAAGUUAUAAUUAUUUAAUUAUUAACAUUUUUGAAUUAUUAUUAAUAUUAUUAUAAAAUAUACAUUAAAGUAUGACUAUAUUUUUGCUGUGUAAAGAAUUUAUUAGCUUUAGUAACUUUUAAUUUAAGGUGGGCCUAAACAUAAACAUACAGUCGAUAUAGGUGAUCUUUUUUUUUUUCCAAAACUGACAUUUGAUCCAAUAUUUUUGAAGAAAAUAUCUGUUGGAAAUGUAAAAAAAAAACACUAAAUCAAGUUUUUGACUAUGUCAAUUAAUUAAAUUAUCAACUCACGGUUUAUGUUUUAAAAUAUCAGAUAUCUGUCCAUCCCUACUAAUAUGUAUUAGCGUGUAAGAAAUGUCCUAUGUAAAUAUAUUUCUGUAUAUCUAGAAAAAUGCUAUAAACACUGCAAUUUGUUAUUACAAAAUAUUUUCAGGCAAGUUACCUGUAUAAUAUUUUAGUAUAAUAUAAUUAUCAUUUUAUAGUGUUUUUUUUUUCUCGUUGUUAACAAAAUGUUUAAAGUAAUUAAAACCAGUGGUUUUCUGUCUUUGUUUGACAAUCAUGGUGAUAAUACUUUAAACUUUGUGCUCAUUUUUAUUUACGUUUUAUUUCCAGCAUACCAAUUAAUUUAGUGAACAAUUUCACAAAAUAUAUUUGAAUUUGUCAUUAAAUCUACUUAAUAACGGUUCAUAUAUAUAUUUUUUUUUUUCAUUAAAAUUCUUCAAAUUUAAUGACUGACUAGUGACUAAUUUAUUAGAGUGUUCUUAAUUAUUACCAAUUUAAUUUCACUCAUUAAUAUUAAUUGUGAUAAUCAAUAUAUAAUUUAUAUAUAUAUAAUAAAUACAUAAUUUUGAAGAUGACAAAUUUUAUGAAAUUUAAAAUUUAUAUACGUUAAAUAAUUAUGUAUAUUUUGUACUUAACUUAUUAUAUAUUAUACUACAAACUUGUUUCUGUUUUAUAUAUGUAUAUCAUGUUUAAUACGAAUUAUUUGUACGAUUUUAUAUGUUUACAUGCACAUUAACUUAAUUUAUAUUGAGUUAAACUUGCAUACAAACAUAUUUAAUACGCAUUAUCUUAAUGUUUUUUAAAAAGUUAUAUAUUUUAACGCUGACUGUGUUAUUAAGACUGCUUAUAAACAUGAUAAUAAUAAAUUGUUCUUAACUAUAUUACUUCUAAAAUUGUUAUUAAUCAAUUUACAUAUUAUUGUAUAGUAGGUACUACACGUACACUUUUUACUUACUAGUAGUGUUUGAAUAGUGUUACUAGUAGUUAGUUUUCGGUAACAAAAAAUAACCUUAUCCGCCACUAAAAAUAAUUGUAACCUAUGUCUGUUUUAUUUAUUGUAAACUUUUGAGUUCAUAACAUAUUAUUUUCCUGUUAUAUGUGUCGCCUUUAUUAUUGUGCAAG
Molecule: messenger RNA, 5177 nt
Organism: Cinara cedri
Lineage: Eukaryota; Metazoa; Arthropoda; Insecta; Hemiptera; Aphididae
Source: the annotation of a GenBank genome assembly